Molecule: messenger RNA, 2096 nt
Organism: Salarias fasciatus (jewelled blenny)
Lineage: Eukaryota; Metazoa; Chordata; Actinopteri; Blenniiformes; Blenniidae
Product: synaptic vesicle membrane protein VAT-1 homolog
Exons: 6
Coding region: 111-1385 (424 amino acids)
Biological process (GO): negative regulation of mitochondrial fusion
Cellular component (GO): mitochondrial outer membrane
Molecular function (GO): oxidoreductase activity
Source: RefSeq, a predicted model, not a curated record
CGGACGCACCGAAACUCCAAAGUGCUCUGUCUUUUUUUUUUUUUAAAUCAUUUCAGAGUGUUUAGAGAAAAAUAAAUAGUUUCUCCAGACGCAUCUCUCCAGUGGCGAGCAUGUCCGGCGAGGAGGCUCCAACUCAGCAGCAGCAGGUCGAGCAGCAGCAGCAGCAGCAGCAGCCGGAUGGAGACCCGCCCGCAGCCUCCGACGCGCCGCAGGAGCCCGAGGAGGAGAAGCCCAUCUCGGUCCGGGCCCUGGUCCUCACCGGGUACGGCGGCUACGACAAAGUGCGGCUGCAGGUGAAGACGCAGAAGAAGCCGCGGCUGCAGCCUGGAGAGGUGCUCGUGCGCGUCAAGGCGUGCGGGCUGAACUUCGCCGAGCUGCUGGGCAGGCAGGGGCUGUACGAGCUGCUGCCCGCCCCGCCGGUCACCAUGGGGAUGGAGGGCUCCGGCCUGAUCGAGGCCGUGGCGGAGGACGUGAAGGACAGGAAAGUGGGGGACCGGGUCAUCGCCCUGAGCCGCAGCGGCAUGUGGCAGGAGCUGGUGGUCGUCCCCGCCAACCGCACCUUCCCCAUGCCCGAGCAGAUGAGCUUCCCGGAGGGCGCCGCCCUCCCCAUCAACUACAUGACGGCGUACAUGAUGCUGUUCGAGAUGGCCAACGUCCGGCCGGGCAAGAGCGUGCUGGUCCACAUGGCAGCAGGUGGUGUGGGCAUCGCUGCCACCCAGCUGUGUCAGACCGUGCGGGACGUGACGGUUUUCGGCACCGCUUCGGCCUCCAAGCAUGAGACCAUUGCCCAAGGCGGCGUGACUCAUCCCAUCGACUACCGCACCAAAGACUACGUGGAGGAAAUCCGCAAGAUCAGCCCGAAGGGCGUGGACAUCGUCCUCGACCCUCUUGGCGGUUCAGAUACCCAUAAAGGCUACAGCCUGCUGAAGCCGAUGGGCAUGCUCGUAGUCUUUGGCGCUGCCAACUGCGUGACGGGUCAGAAGAAGAACCUGCUGGCCAUGGCCAAGACCUGGUACAACCAGCUGUCUCUCAACACCCUGAAGCUGAUGCAGGCCAACAAGGCCAUCAGCGGCUUCCACCUGGGCUACGUCACGGACGAGGAGCUCUUCGCGCGCACCAUGCGCUCCCUGAUCGAGCUCUACAGGCAGGGCAAGAUCAAGCCGCGGAUCGACUCCUGCUUCCACUUCGAGGAGGUCACCGACGCCAUGAAGCGCAUGCACGAGCGCCAGAACAUCGGAAAAGUCAUCCUGCUCCCCGAGCCCAAGAAGGAGGAGGAGAAACCGGAGCCCAAAGCCGAGGAGGGAAAAAAUGUGGAGCAGAACGAAGCCGCCGUCGACGGGAAAAAAGAGGAGGCCACGGAAGAAGCCGAGGCAGAGAAGAAUUGAGUCAGAUGGUGUUUUCAAGCACUUCCUCAGUGAGUUUCCCCCAAAUAACGGAGAGAAAAGCAAAAUUUCUUCAAUCCUCUGUCAGUAUUUUUCAAAUGUUUAUCAAGUUUUGUUGUGCAAUAUGUCAAUAAUGUCUCUGUUGGGAACUUUUUUUUUUUUUAAGUGAAAGAUCUCUGUAUUCUGAUCACAGUUGUUAAAAUUGACUGAUGGUAAACGGGAGCGGGUUUUUGGAUUUCUGUCCCGUCGCCCUCCACACGUGCAGAAAUGUUUUUCCAGAAAAUUGACAAUUGAAAAAGUGGGAUCGUUUCAUUGAGAAGAGCAAUCGUACUGACUGUUGGUGUAGUUUGAUGGAUUGUGAUGCACUACUUAAAUAUGUGUGUUUUUCACCUGUGUUCUCCUUUGUUGAAUGUCAUGACAAGGUUUGAGACUCUGUUACAGCGCAGCCCCAGUAUGCCACAUUUAUUUCCUCACCUGUUUGUGCCAAAUCUAAAAAAAAACCCUGCUAUUAACACUGCCGACGAGGCCGACUGUGAAUAACAAUUAGAGGGAUUUUCCUGCCUUUUUAAAUCACUCAUCCAAAGAAACGCCGUGUUGAUUUUACGCUGAGAUUGAUCCGCAGACCUUUCCAGAGCAGGUUUGCUGUCGUGUGGUUAAGCUGCUUACCUGAUGUUGCCUCAUAAAAGAAAUGAAAUAAAGAGAUUUGUGGUAAGU